ACGUCAGCCGUAGUUGAAGGGCAAUUUAGCCAUAUCCUUGGCCGUUGGCGGUGGCGCUAAGUCUGCAACUGGUGGCCAGUGAAACCUCACCACCACCACCACCACCUCUCAAAUCUAUUUUUGAAUUUAAAAAUGGCCUUCUGUGGAAUUUCUAUUCCAUUUUCUAACCCCCAUUUCCUCAUUCUUCAAAAUCCUUCUUCUCCAAAACCUAACAAACCAAAUCCACCUCUUUCUCCGUCCCCAUUCUCCACCACCACCACCGCCGCCGCCGCCGCCGCCGCCGCCGCUUCAUCAUCAUCUACUUGUUCUAAUGUUAAUUCGAUCGAACGAUUGCCAGUUCAUCCCGGCAGAAGAACGGUUAGCCUCUCAAUUUCUGUUGGGUUUCUGUUAUCAUCAAUCGAGCAGCCAUUUUCAAACAAGGCACAGGCCGCGCAAAUGUCGGAGCUUUACAGAUACACCGAUUCCGUACAAGGCUUCACUCUCCUCGUACCUUCUUCAUGGAUUAAGGUUGAUAAGGCGGGGGCAACCGCCUUGUUCGAGGACGAAAACAAAAAGGCGAAUAAUGCAGGUGUAGUGGUGAGUCCAAUCAAGAUUUCGAGUCUUGGCGAAUUUGGGACUCCUCAAUUUGUGGCAGAUAAGCUUAUCCAGGCUGAAAGACGCAAGGAAAGUACGAAGGAAGCAGAGGUAAUAUCUGUGUCGGAGAGAUCGGGAGAUGGAGGGAUUCAAGUGUACGAGUUUGAGUACAAAGUCGAUAGCACAAGGGGAGGGCUGAAGAGAGUCUUUUCUGCUGCAUUUAUUACGUCAAAGAAGCUCUAUCUUUUGAACGUAACUCACUCCGACGCGUUGGAAAAUCCUCUGCCAAUUGAUAGGAGAAUUGUACUCGAACAAGUUCUGCAUUCAUUUGAUUCCGCUCCUUCAACCUAGAUCCGGAAAAUAUUUUCUUUUCAAAAUAAAAAGAACGAUAUUCUUCAUCGUGCAACGCCUGCUUCAGCUCGGAAAAUGAUGUAAGCUGCUCCAGUUUUUCAGAUUUUGUUAUACUCUAGUUCUUUUCUUCGUUUCUUGAUCCCUGCAAUCCGAUGUGUUUACAAUGAAUUUUCAUAUGGUAUAUAAAUAUGUGAUCUUUCUGUUAUUGUCGAAAGCUGAUUUUAUGGUAAAGAUAGAGCGACACCCUUUUGC
This is a messenger RNA of Erythranthe guttata (spotted monkey flower), 1176 nucleotides long. RefSeq names its product Photosystem II reaction center PsbP family protein. The record is from RefSeq and is a predicted model, not a curated record. Gene Ontology annotation, cellular component: extrinsic component of membrane; photosystem II; photosystem II oxygen evolving complex. Gene Ontology annotation, molecular function: calcium ion binding. Gene Ontology annotation, biological process: photosynthesis. NCBI's taxonomy places the organism in Eukaryota, Viridiplantae, Streptophyta, Magnoliopsida, Lamiales, Phrymaceae.